AUGUUCAGAGUGCAAAAACAUACGCAUCUAAGGGUCGCUCUCAAAAAGCUGAGCGCGAAAACAGUAACUAGGACGUAUUAUGAAAAUACAACUGUGUUUGGGCAUCGUGUCGCACGGCCUUAUAUCCUUCCGGACUAUACUCCAGAGCAACUGAAAAAUCGAGCUGAAAAUGCCCCGUUGUUGCGAUUCGUCGACUCCGUGCGGAUGCAUGGCCAUCGAGCUGCGUCGAUCGACCCACUGGAUCUAAUGGAGAGGGAAGAAGUUGCUGCUCUAGAUCCAACACGCUAUGGCCUGACAGAUCGUGACAAGCUGUACGAUAUAAAUGGCAUAGUUUGGCUGAAUAGCGUGGAGGAGCGCACUGCUGGAAAGGUUGAAACGCUCCUCUCACUCUCAGAGAUUGACCAGCAUUUACGCUCUGUGUAUGUUGGUCGGAUCGCGUUUGAGUACAUGCACUCUCCGAUCAAGAAUGAGCGUCUAUGGUGGUCUCACCUUCUUGAAUCAGCCAAAGAGCCUCAACUGUUGAGCCAUGAUGAGAAGAGCAGAAUAUGGAAUCUCAUGAUGCAUAGCGAAGUAUUCGAUAGGUUUCUACAGGCCAAGUUCCCCAAUUUAAAACGUUAUGGUUUGGAAGGAGCAGAGUCUAUGCUUCCCACUUUGGAUUCGCUCUUUCAGGCAGCUUCUCGAGCCGGCGUAGAGAACAUUGUACUUUGCAUGCCACAUCGAGGACGCCUUUCGCUGCUUACCGACCUGUUGCAAUACCCGCCAACCGCAUUAUUCUAUAAGAUACGCGGAAACUCGGAGAUACCCCAAGGUAUUGACGCGACAGGGGAUGUGAUCAGUCACAUAGCUGCUUCACCGACUUUGUCAUACGACGGAAAGGAUAUUCAUGUAUCAUUACUCCACAAUCCAUCCCAUUUGGAGGCGGUGAAUCCAAUUGCACUUGGAAAAACAAGAGCGAAGCAACUCUCACUGGUUAAGGAUGCAGACCCUGAUUGCAAAUUAGGAGACAAAGUGAUUUGUAUUCAACUGCAUGGCGAUGCUGCAUUCACGGGACAGGGAGUUCUUAUGGAGGGAUUUGGAAUGAGCAACCUUCCACACUACACAAGUGGAGGCAGCGUACAUGUGGUAGUGAACAUUGGUUAUACGACGCCGGCGUCCAGUGCUCGGUCCUCACUCUAUUGCUCCGAUAUUGGGAAGAUGAUUAACGCACCUGUCCUACACGUCAACGGUGAUCACCCAGAAGACGUGGUGAGGGCAGUUCAGAUAGCUUUCAGCUACCGUAACUUCUUCCGCAAGGACGUGAUCAUCGAUUUGAUCACUUAUCGAAGAUGGGGACACAACGAACUUGAUGAGCCUUCGUUCACUCAGCCCAAGAUGUAUCAUAAGAUCAGAAGCCGGAAAAGUGUGACACAGCUUUAUGAAGACAGACUCAUCUCGGAAGGAGCGCUUUCAGAGCAAGAUGCAGCUAGCGGAAGAGCUAUGUAUCGCAAACAUCUUGAUGAUCAGUUAAAAGCUACAGAUACAUUUUCCCCAACAGUAGAGAAACCAAGCACCCGCUGGGCCUCAUACACGUGGCCCGGAAGCAAGGAGGGUCUUUCUGGGAAAAAUCCAGAAACGGGAGUCCAGCUAGAGACUUUGCGGAGCGUUGGACUCGCCAGCGUGCAAGUCCCUCCUGGAUUUGAAAUCCAUCCCCGAUUGCAGAGGCAUGUUCAGUCCCGGAUAAAUAGCCUUGAAACUGGUGCUCAGAUUGAUUGGGGGACUGCUGAGGCUAUGGCCUGGGGGUCCCUGUUACUGGAUGGGUAUGACGUGCGAAUCAGUGGGCAAGAUGUAGGUCGGGGCACUUUCAGUCAUAGGCACGCUAUGUUGGUGAACCAGCGAACCGAAGAAGUCUUCGUUCCCCUCAACGUGUUAUCCCCUGAUCACAAGCUUGAACUUGCGAACAGCUCUUUGAGCGAGAUGGCCAUUCUAGGUUUUGAAUAUGGAAUGAGCUGGGAGAACCCCGACCUACUAACGAUAUGGGAGGCUCAGUUUGGGGAUUUCUUGAACGGCUCACAAGUCAUCAUUGAUACAUUUGUCUCUUCAGCUCAGACCAAAUGGUUGCGUCAGAGUGGCCUAGUGAUCUUGCUCCCGCAUGGCUUAGACGGGGCCGGACCAGAACAUUCUUCUGCUCGUAUUGAGAGGAUGUUGCAGCUCACCAAUGAUCCAUAUGAGUACCAUGAGGGUAUUCGAGACGUCAACCUCCACGUCACAAACCCUACUACACCUGCUCAGUACUUCCAUCUUCUUCGCCGUCAAAUGCUCCGAAAUCAUCGGAAGCCUUUGGUUGUCGCCUCUCCAAAGGGCCUAUUGCGCUCACCCGUUUCAGCUUCCUCUAUCGAUGAGUUUGGGCCUGGAAGCAAGUUCAAACCCGUCCUUGUGAGACCAGCGCCUGGGCAACUACAAAAGAUAAUCCUACUGUCCGGGAAAGUCUAUUAUGACGUGAUGAAAGAGAUCGAACAACGUGGUUCGCAAGGAAUCGCGGUUGUGCGACUGGAAGAGAUCUCGCCGUUCCCAUUCUCGAGUCUUAAGGAGAGUUUGGAAUCUGUUGUCCGGCACGCGGAUCCCUUGCCCGAAAUCCUAUGGGUGCAGGAAGAAGCCCGGAACCAAGGAGCGUAUAGCUAUGUGGCUCCCAGAUUGACAUCUCUAUGGGAUGCGCUGAACUGGAAAGACAUUAACCUCUGCUAUGUUGGCCGUCUUGAAUCCGAGGUUCCAGCUGUCGGUGCUGCCGUGCUUCAUGAACGGGAUAAACGGCAAUUUUUGGACCUUGUCACCACAAAAUAA
Messenger RNA from Cantharellus anzutake, 2817 nucleotides. Its product is annotated as dehydrogenase E1 and transketolase domain-containing protein 1. The transcript is spliced from 21 exons. The coding region runs from base 1 to 2817 and encodes 938 amino acids. The record is from RefSeq and is a predicted model, not a curated record. Lineage: Eukaryota; Fungi; Basidiomycota; Agaricomycetes; Cantharellales; Hydnaceae. Gene Ontology annotation, biological process: tricarboxylic acid cycle. Gene Ontology annotation, molecular function: oxoglutarate dehydrogenase (succinyl-transferring) activity; thiamine pyrophosphate binding.